Messenger RNA from Nezara viridula (southern green stink bug), 1471 nucleotides. Lineage: Eukaryota; Metazoa; Arthropoda; Insecta; Hemiptera; Pentatomidae. The record is from the annotation of a GenBank genome assembly.
CUUUCAAGUUGAUAAAGCACACUUCUUUCCUACCUCCCUUAUCAGCUCUAGUAUAUACCAAUAUAUACUUUGUUGGCUUCAGUAGUGAUAGGUGAAUGGGACUCCAAUGAAUAUGAAAAUCUACGAAAUACUGUUAUUUGUUGUUGGAUGCUGUGGUGUUCGAUGGGUACCGAUGAGCCUUAUAGUCAACAAUAAAUCAAUAUCUCCAGAUAAUAAUCCACUUCAGAAAAUUACUGAUAAUCAGAAGUACAGGAAUAAGGUCGUUUUAGGUGAACGUACUAUUACAAACAACACAACUGCUCCUGUUCAAAUGGGGAUGGUUGAUAACGCAAAUGGAUUGGGCUUAGUAACUAGAGUUCCUAUUGAACCUUGGAAUGGUACAACACCAAACAUUUCUGAAACGGAAGAAACUGCGAUUAUAAAAAAAACGGAUGAACUUAAACGAACACUCCUUGGGCAAAAAUACGUAAAGAACCUCUCAUUGGGCGGAGUAGAUUCUAGUAGAUCCGGAAGUGAUGAAGAAACGAACCCAAAAAGGAAUGCCAUCAGAACCCCUACACGCACCACAACAAUCGCUGUAGCUGCACUUACCGAAGCAACCCCUACGAAUAUAGCUCGUAAUGAAACGACCUCAAACAAUAAUAACACCGAAAAUUAUGAAAACAAUAAUAAAACUGCACCUAUGGAAAAAAUCCACAAGGAUCAAGUACCACCUUUGAUGAUCGUGGACUAUAAGAGUACGGCCGGGAUAAUUAGCGGUAAUUUUCGAAAUAAAAAUGAAAAAGAAGGAACCCCUACAAGCACCACACCAGUCGCUGUAGCUGCACUUACCGAAGCAACCCCUACGAAUAUAGCUCGUAAUGAAACGACCUCAAACAAUUAUAACACCGAAAAUUAUGAAAACAAUGAUAAAACCGCACCUAUGGAUAAAAUACAAAAGGAUCAAGCACCACCUUUGAUGAUCGUGGACGAUCCGAAUAUGGCCGGGAAAGUCAGCGGUGAACUUGGAACUGAAAAUGAAAAAGAUGGAGCUCCUACAAGUUCCGAAAAUAGAAACUCUUCGGAUACCAAAACAAAUUCUACAAUUCUGCCACAAUGGACCACAAAACCUACCAAUCUACAGACCACAGAGACUCAUUCUCCUCAAUUUGCCUACGUAAUACACGUAGUAAACGGAACCACUCGGACGAGACUGUGUCGUGUAGGUCGUCGACGGAAAUGGUAAAUUUAAAUUUAAAUUUAAAAGUAUAGAGUUAUAUCACUAUCUAAUAUUUGAGCAAAAAAACGCUAAAAUUAUCGCACAAUGGUUCUUUGUUUCCAGUUAUAUAUUAUAUGCCAUAUGUUAACAGUUAUAUAUCAUAUGUAACAUUACUUUGCUUGUCAUAUAGAAGAAAAUAAAUAAAAGAUGGUUCCUUAUAUUGGUCUAUAUAUAUUUUUCUUAUUCUAUUUCUUUUCCUGAAUAAAAAUUUGC